AUGUCUGUGGGCCUGGGGCAGUGCAAGAGCAGUAUAAAAGCAGGUCCUUCCCCUCACUCUCUCAUCCGUUCUGCUUCCCUCUUCUCUCUGUCUCAGGUUCAUCUGCAGCCCCAAGCCAUGUCCUGCUACAGCCCGUGCCGGCCCUGCCAGCCCUGUGGCCCCACCCCGCUGGCCAACAGCUGCAAUGAGCCCUGUGUCAGGCAGUGCCAGGACUCCCACGUAGCCAUCCAGCCCUCACCUGUGGUGGUGACCCUGCCUGGCCCCAUCCUCAGCUCCUUCCCACAGAACACCGCCGUGGGAUCCUCCACCUCUGCUGCUGUUGGCAGCAUCCUCAGCUCUCAGGGAGUGCCCAUCAACUCUGGGGGCUUUGGCCUCUCUGGCCUGGGCAGUGGCCUCUGUGGCUCCAGGUGCUUCCCCUGCUGA
Molecule: messenger RNA, 423 nt
Organism: Passer montanus (Eurasian tree sparrow)
Lineage: Eukaryota; Metazoa; Chordata; Aves; Passeriformes; Passeridae
Product: feather keratin 1-like
Exons: 2
Coding region: 1-423 (140 amino acids)
Cellular component (GO): intermediate filament
Molecular function (GO): structural constituent of cytoskeleton
Source: RefSeq, a predicted model, not a curated record